This is a messenger RNA of Plasmodium adleri (nom. inval.), 522 nucleotides long. Its product is annotated as dUTP pyrophosphatase. Bases 1 to 522 code for a protein of 173 amino acids. The record is from RefSeq and is a predicted model, not a curated record. Gene Ontology annotation, molecular function: magnesium ion binding; dUTP diphosphatase activity. Lineage: Eukaryota; Apicomplexa; Aconoidasida; Haemosporida; Plasmodiidae. The transcript has a single exon. Gene Ontology annotation, biological process: dUTP catabolic process; dUMP biosynthetic process.
AUGCAUUUAAAAAUUGUGUGUCUGAGUGAUGAAGUCAGGGAAAUGUACAAGAAUCAUAAAACACAUCAUGAAGGUGAUAGUGGAUUAGAUUUGUUUAUUGUAAAAGAUGAAGUACUAAAACCAAAGUCUACUACUUUUGUUAAGCUUGGAAUUAAGGCAAUAGCAUUACAAUAUAAAUCUAAUUAUUAUUAUAAAUGUGAAAAAACUGAAAAUAAAAAAAAAGAUGAUGAACAAUCCAAUAUUGUAAAUACAAGCUUUUUAUUAUUUCCUCGUAGCAGUAUAUCCAAAACACCACUGCGAUUAGCUAAUUCAAUUGGACUAAUUGAUGCAGGUUAUAGAGGAGAAAUUAUUGCUGCUCUGGAUAAUACUAGUGACCAAGAAUAUCACAUUAAAAAAAAUGAUAAAUUAGUACAAUUGGUCUCUUUUACAGGGGAACCACUUUCUUUUGAAUUAGUUGAGGAACUGGAUGAAACUUCCAGAGGAGAAGGUGGUUUUGGAUCGACAUCCAAUAAUAAAUAUUAA